CUUCAACUCUAUAUAAUAUAAUACGCCCUAAGUACCAAUAUUAGGCAUGCCAAGCAUUUCUCUGGCUUUUUCCCCUAGGAAUUAUAUUCCCAACCUCGCUGGAACAUAGAAGAAUUUGUUGUGAAGUUGCAAACUCAAUCUGGUUUUGGUAUCAUAACCGAUUAUUUGGUUUCAAAAUUUGAUAGAAACAUCUUGAUCAAAAGUGGAAGGAAAUUAAAGUGUAUCAAUAUCUAUCUAAGUUCGUCCCAAAAUGGAAAGAUGUAUGGCGUUAGGCAAAGAACUCAACCUUGAGGCCACAGAGCUUAGAUUAGGCCUACCCGGCAUCAAGGAGUCAGAAAAGCAACCAUCUAGUACCAUCAAGAGCAACAAAAGAUCAUUUCCCAACAUGGAUGAGAAGUCAUGCGGAUCUAAGGACAGUUUUAAAGCGUCACAAGCACAGAAAUGCAACCAAGAAAUUGCUUCACCCGCCAAGGCACAAGUUGUCGGGUGGCCGCCUGUGAGAUCUUACCGGAAAAACUGUUUCCAAGCAAAGACAAUGGAGGGCGCUGAAGCCGCCAGCGGGUACGUGAAAGUUAGCUUGGACGGAGCUCCAUAUCUAAGGAAGAUUGAUUUGAAGGUCUACAAAGGAUACCCGGAGCUCCUUAAGGCCUUGGAAGACAUGUUCAAGUUCAGUGUGGGUGAGUAUUCUGAGAGUGAAGGCUACAAUAAUGGGUCAGAGUUUGUGCCGACUUAUGAAGACAAAGAUGGAGAUUGGAUGCUGGUUGGAGAUGUCCCAUGGGAUAUGUUUAUAUCCUCGUGCAAAAGGCUGAGAAUCAUGAAGGGGUCAGAAGCUAGGGGCUUGGGUUGUGCCGUGUAAAGUUCCUUAAAGACGGAGAAGCAAAGGAGAUCCAUUUCUCUGGAAGAUCACCGAACGCUAACUUUUUAUCCAUGAAGAAACUGAUCAGAAAGGGAAAAGAGAAAAAAGAAAAC
This is a messenger RNA of Juglans microcarpa x Juglans regia, 969 nucleotides long. Its product is annotated as auxin-induced protein 22D-like. Lineage: Eukaryota; Viridiplantae; Streptophyta; Magnoliopsida; Fagales; Juglandaceae. The coding region runs from base 251 to 856 and encodes 201 amino acids. The transcript has 4 exons. Gene Ontology annotation, cellular component: nucleus. Gene Ontology annotation, biological process: regulation of DNA-templated transcription. The record is from RefSeq and is a predicted model, not a curated record. Gene Ontology annotation, molecular function: protein binding.